Molecule: messenger RNA, 1094 nt
Organism: Selaginella moellendorffii
Lineage: Eukaryota; Viridiplantae; Streptophyta; Lycopodiopsida; Selaginellales; Selaginellaceae
Product: tryptophan synthase alpha chain
Exons: 9
Coding region: 53-955 (300 amino acids)
Biological process (GO): L-tryptophan biosynthetic process
Cellular component (GO): chloroplast; cytosol
Molecular function (GO): tryptophan synthase activity
Source: RefSeq, a predicted model, not a curated record
UUGGGCGGGAAAAUGCCCACAGUCAUUUAGGGUUCUUGAGGGGUUUUCUUCCAUGGCGGCUCUCCAGCCCGUGGGGAUGAACAGUGCGCCCUUCAUCAGAUCUAGCAGUGGACGUGCUCAGGUUUUCGCCGUGGCGGCCGUCGGCACUCCAGUGGUGACUGGAAAGGGAGUCAGCGCCAAGUUUGCCCAGCUUCGCGAAUUGAAGAAGAUUGCUUUGAUCCCGUAUAUCACUGCUGGCGAUCCCAACUUGGAGACCACGGCUGAUGCUUUGAAGCUUCUGGAUGCUCGAGGCGCGGAUAUUAUUGAGCUGGGCGUUCCUUACUCGGAUCCUUUAGCCGAUGGACCAGUGAUUCAAGCUGCUGCCACAAAGGCUCUCAGGAAUGGUACGACGCUGGAAAACGUUCUUAGUAUGGUUCAUGAGGUAGCACCAACUUUGUCUGCGCCGCUGGUGCUCUUCACUUAUUUCAAUCCAAUCCUCAAGCGCGGGAUUGACAACUUUGUGGCCUCAAUCAAAGAGGCUGGUGUUUCUGGCUUGGUUGUCCCCGAUGUACCUUUGGAAGAAACUCAAGCUCUGAGAGAGAAGACAGCGGCACAAGAUAUUGAGCUUGUGCUGCUAACCACGCCGACCACACCGAGGGAAAGAAUGGAAGAAAUAGCCAAAUCAUCACAGGGUUUUGUGUAUCUUGUGAGCUUGACCGGUGUGACAGGGGCAAGGGCUUCUCUCAGUAUCCGAGUCGAGGAGCUUCUUAAAGACCUCAAGCAGGUGACGACGAAGCCGAUAGCUGUUGGAUUUGGUGUUUCGACGCCCGAACAAGCAGCUCAAAUUGCUAAGUGGGGAGCGGACGGUGUAAUUGUUGGUAGCGCAGCUGUGAAGCUCUUGGGUGAAAGUAGCUCCCCGAAGGAAGGGCUUGCAAAACUGGGUGCGUUCAUAUCUGAGAUGCGGAGUGUGUUGUGAAACUGCUCCCAGUGGAUCAAUCUUAUCGCCAAGGGAAUUGUUGAGCGUUGGAAAACAGCAUGACUUUGUUCCAGUCUCUACUGGUAUUGCGAUGCCGCGCUUAUCUGAGAAAAGUAUAAAGCCCCGAAUGAGAGGUGAA